AUGAGGGGUAGUUUUGCUACUGGUUCGAGUAACAGAGAAGAACGAAGACGAAGGGCGAGGUCCUCGUCACCACUGAAGGACCGAUCCAAAACCUCUUCGUCCAAGUUAUCUUCUUCAUCAUCAUCACCGUCCAAACAAAGCACAUCACCCUCUGCCACUCUCCUCGGCGUCGACGAUGACGUCACCUCUCUCUUUCACGAUUAUCCUAACCCUAACCCUCGGAGCUUCCCUCAAAGCGUUAAGCAGAAAUGCUGGGAAAAGGCUGACAAAGUCAAAGGACGAGACCCCGACCGCUGGCGCAGGGACGCUCUUGGUAACACUGUCUUUCGCAAGCUCGUAGGUUGUCCCGGUUGUCUCUGUCAUGACUACGACCACAUUGUUCCUUACUCUAAGGGGGGAGAAAGCACACUGGAAAACUGUCAACUAUUGCAGGCAACAGUUAAUCGUUCAAAGGGUAAUCGAACAGAUAUCUCUAAAGCUGAACUUAUUCAGAAGAGUUCUUAUUGCAGGGUUUCAGAUCGUGAUAUGGAUCUUAUUGAACUGUCUGCCUACGGCAAUGUCCGGCGUGGACCAGAUUCUGGGGGAUGUAGAAUUCAAUGA
Sphenostylis stenocarpa is the source of this 600-nucleotide messenger RNA. The record is from the annotation of a GenBank genome assembly. NCBI's taxonomy places the organism in Eukaryota, Viridiplantae, Streptophyta, Magnoliopsida, Fabales, Fabaceae.